Molecule: messenger RNA, 4374 nt
Organism: Zerene cesonia (dogface butterfly)
Lineage: Eukaryota; Metazoa; Arthropoda; Insecta; Lepidoptera; Pieridae
Exons: 4
Coding region: 1-2943 (980 amino acids)
Biological process (GO): intracellular transport
Cellular component (GO): trans-Golgi network membrane; AP-1 adaptor complex
Molecular function (GO): clathrin binding
Source: RefSeq, a predicted model, not a curated record
AUGUCGAUUCCUCCGUUGGUUUGCAAUACACCUCCUCCUCCUCCAGAUCAGUGCGAAGACGACAAAGAUGAAGAUUUUGAUUUACAGUAUAGGCUGUCACAAGAAGAUGAUGAAGACAAUGAUUCUUAUGGUUAUGGAAAUUAUUCUACAUAUAGUGAUUACUGCCAACAACCAAAUGUUAACCAUAAUAUAACAACUUUUAAAUCAGAGCCAGAAAAUUGUUCUAUGAAUGCUGAAGAAAAGAAAAUCUGCAGUGAAACUUCUGAUGCUGUAGAAUUUUCAUUAAAUGAAAAUGAAACGAAUAAAAAUGAAGAUAUUGCUGUUGAAGAUUUGAAUUUGAAAAUAGAACAAGAAAAUAUUAUUUCAAAUCUUCUUGCUACACACACCCUUAAUAAUGCUGUUGACCCUGAUACUUAUGGAAUUUCAUGUAUCGUUGAUCAUUUAGAUUCUCCUGAUAAAAAUAAUGUUGUUUCAAAUGAAAAUGAGGAAGAUGAAAGUAGUGAUGAGAAAAGUAUAUCAGAAACAAAUAUUACUCCUUUUGAUACUUGUGAUAUCCAAGAAAGUUCAGAAAACACUGUAAAAAUUGGAGAAAAUAAAGUAGAAAAUCAAAAAUCAAAUGAAAUAGAUAUUGAGCAACACUUACAAAGAGAUACCAUUCAAUCUGAAGAAGUAGAAUCUGAAAUAAAAACUAUAGUUACAGAUGAGUUUGAUGAAUUUGAAGAAUUUAAAUUUACAGAAACUGCAAUAAGUAAUGCUGAAGUUACAGCAAAUUUUGAAAAUCCCUGGGAUGGGAACAAUGAUACUGAAGAGUUUAGUUUUGGUGAUUUUAAAGCAAAUUUUGAGAACAACACUGAUAAUAUUCAACCAUUUAAAGAGCAAAUUAAUAAUACUGAAGAUGCCAUUGUAAAUAAGGCUGCAACAGAUAAUGAAAAUGUGGAUUUGGAUGAUGAUUUUGGAGAUUUUGAUGAUUUUAAAUCAUCAGUCAAGCAGGAAUUAGAAAACAAACCUGCAAUUGACACAGAAUUAGCACAUCAUGUUACUGUUUUAAAUUUUCAGUCUCCAGAUAAUGAGGCACAAAUAAUUGAAAGCAUAAAUAACAUUAUAUUUAAUAUAUUUACUGAAGAUUUGCCUGAUUGUCAAUCAGAAAUAGAUAAAACUCUUGACUCAAUGUUAACUGAAACAUGGCAUCAUUUAAAAGAAGUAGAUGAGAGACAACCAUACAUGGUUCAUUGGAAUAAUUCAUUAGGUCAAAAAAGCCUAUUAAAAGCUCUGUGCAUUGACUCAAGAAAUAUUUUAUUUGGUCCAAAAUGGAACUAUUUCACACCAAAAUAUGCAACAAGUUUAAGUAUUGCACCACUUCAACCUCAGAAACCAGCAGCUGUUCCUAACACAGGUGCCUCAGAAGUGGUCAACAGUGAUAAAGUAACGCCUAAAGAUACUUCUUGGACCGAUCCUUUCAAUUCAGAGGGGCAAGACUCCAGCACCAUGGAAAAAGAAAAAAUACCUAAAGAAGUCAGGCCUGUAGAUUUGGACGUGUUUGAGAAUGCAAUUUCAGUUACUAACAUAGAUAAGAUACACUCCAGUACAUUGAGUGUGCAGCCACUAAGACAUAUCAGUUUGCCUGAUACCCAUAUUUUUACUCCCACUGACUCUGAAACACCAAGAUCGAAAACAAUUCAUUAUGAUAAUGGACCUCCAGUUCUACUCCCUCAACCAAAAGAAAUCCGCAAUAUAAAUAUUGAAAAAGCUCCCUCACAACACUUAGAUAUCAAAAAUAAUGAUGAUUAUUGGGAAUUUCAGAACUUCAAAGGAGCUCCUAGUCAUGCAGCUUCCAUACCAAAUACCGAUUGUUUACCAGAUGACAAAGUGACUCCUUCUUUGCCAAGUACUAGUGGCCCCUCUGAUUCAGGCAUUACAUAUCAAACUCAAUUGCUGCAACCAGUGAAACUAGAACCUAUAAUGCCAACCUUAAAUUGGCCUGACCCUGGAGAAGUCAAGGAAACCUUUGACGAUUUCUCGGAUUUUAUAUCUAAUAGUAAUAGUAAUUGGAAUAAUGAAUGUCAAGCAGUGGCAAGUAAAACUGAUUUGCCCACUUCCAAAGAAGUAAAUGAGGUUGUAAAUGAGAAUAGUAUAGAAGAUGAAUUUGAGACAUUCCAAUCUGCACCUAUUUCUAUACCUAAUCAUACAAACCAUGUACAGUCUGAUUUUAAUUCCUUUGAGAAAUUAGAACCUGUAAUAGGUAUAGAAAAACCAAUGAACACCUUAAGUUUUAAAUCCAAUGAUAUUUUAUCUUCUAACCACACCAGCACUGUAGAAAAUAACAGUAUUCUUAAAAACAAUUCCAAUAACUUUACCACAAAACAGUCGUCUCCUAUCAACCAAAAUAAUAUUCUACAGCCAAUAAAUUCUGUUUCUACAUUGCGAGCACAGCAAGGGGGACAAAUUCUACAACCGCUAUCUCUUGAAAGUUAUUCACAGAUUAACUGGCCAAAGCCUGGAAUAGACUUACAGAAUCUUGCAAGUUUUAAUCCCUUGGAAAGUCUUCAAUCAUUAAAAAGUGAUACUGGAUCUAGUGGUCCCAGUAAAGUGGCAUCUCCUAUCCAUAAUAAAGUGAAUGCUAUUCAGAAUGAGAAAUCUGACGACGAUAUUUGGGGAGAUUUUGUAUCCAGCAAACCGAAACAACACGCCCCGAAGAAGACACCAAUAUUUUCUGACGACGAUGAGUGGACGGACUUCGUUUCUAGCCCAAGUAUAUCCCAAAACAGUUUAAACACAAUCAGUUUUAAUGUUCAAUCUAAUUCGAAUAUACAAAAGAAUUCUAAUAUAAAUAGUGCUUCAAGAAGUAAUCAAAAUAUUUCUCUCGACAUCCCAACCUUAAACUAUAUAACUCCUAAAUCUUCUAACCGCGGGGUUUACAUUGAUAAACAUUUCCAAAAUUUAUAACAUUGUUACUAUAUUGUUUAAAUAUGCAUUGAAAUGUACUUAAUUUUGUAUAGAGUAGAAUAAAAAUAAAUAUAUGUAUAUAGAGUGGUGGUGGUAGUAUUAUAGUAGAUUAUUGUAUAGUAUAGUAGAUUAUUGUUUCGAAUGUUUUUUUCUUAUUAAUUGCUUUUAUUGUUAAAAUUUUCUGUGGAAGUUAUUUAAGACAGAAAUUUCCCAGUAAGAUAUGAUUUAUGUCAUGGUAUCAACAUAUUUUGUAUUUGUGAAGAAUGACAGCUAAAUAUGUAUGUGUGUUGGUUGUAUUAUAUUGUUUAUUACAAAACUUGCCGUGUAGUAAGUUUUUUUUUAUAAUCAACUGUUAAAACUUAAUUAAUACUUUUUUAAUAAGUUAUAGCAUGUAUUUCUCUAGACAGAAAAUAAAUAAAUGCAAAAUGAUGAUAAAUAUAAUACAUUAUUGUAAAGCGUAAAUCAUAGUGUGUUUUUUAUGACAUAAUAUCGCUGUGUAUUUGUAAACAAUUCAAUCAAAUUUUUAAGAGUUUUUUUAUAAGGUGUGUGAUUUGUGAAAUCGUUACAGAAGUAAUUGUGCGACGGAUUAAUUGAAUUGGUAUAAGAUUAAACGUAUGGAAAUUCCGCUUGUUAUUACAAAUAAAAGUGCUUAACAUUCAGAACGAUUUCCGAUAAUUAACAAAAUGUAAUUAAAAUAUAAAUUUUAGAAUAGAACGAAAACAUACGCAUUUUUAGUUUUCAUUUUUGUUAUACUCAUAUUAAUUUAUAACUAUAGCAUACUGUAUAUUUUCGUCAAAAAUAGUUUUAAAGAUAAAAUAUUAAUAUGCAUUGAAAAUAAUAUACUCCUAUUUUAUUCAAAAGAUAUUAUAUGUGAUUUAAUAAUUAAUAAUAUUUAUUAAAAUGUAUACUGACUUAUUUUAAAUUGAAUUAAUAGUCUGAAUAAAUGCAAAUUUAAAUAAAGCAUAAAUGUAGGUUUCCAUAAUUAUUUAAAAACCUGACAGUGAUAUCUUGGAUUUGUUAUCAAGACAUAAAUACAUAUUAUAUGGGAACUGUAUGCUAUGUUAGGAUCUCAUUCAAUCUGAUGUAAAGUGUUUACUAAUAGAAAUGUAAUGAAAUCUUGUUAAAGAUUUGAAUUUGUAUUUUUGAAAAUAAUUAUUAGAUGACGAAAAAUAGAAAAUAGUUGGAUAAUUGUGUAAAUUGAUUGUAAAUACAUUGUUUGUAUAUAAUGUUAAAAUGUAUAAAAACAUCACAUCAGAAUAUGUAUUAUAUUUGCAAGAUAAGCAUUAUUGUUACCGAUCCGAAAUUAGGGAUUAUUAUUUAAAUUAAAAAAUUUAUUGAAUAUUUCAAAGUUAAUAAUUAUUUAUCUUAUGAUUUUAAAUUUAUUUACUUGUACUAUUGUGUUUGUACGAAAUAAAUGAUUGCAACUAUGCA